Molecule: messenger RNA, 1051 nt
Organism: Drosophila eugracilis
Lineage: Eukaryota; Metazoa; Arthropoda; Insecta; Diptera; Drosophilidae
Exons: 1
Coding region: 485-1051 (188 amino acids)
Source: RefSeq, a predicted model, not a curated record
AAACGUUUACAUUUUAAUGUAAGAAAUUUACAUUUUUUUAGCUUUCUAUAAAAAUGCAUUUUACUUUUGUUUGAAAUUUUUAUAGAUAUUAAACAUUCAUUUUUAUUGUGUUGCACCUCGUUUCACAAAUAGUUCAAUUUAUUUUAUAAAUUAUAUAAUGUAUUUUUAUACUUUGGCUCAAUAAAAGCAUAUACAAUAAAAUAUGUUUCUGUACUUAAUUUGUAUUGCUUACAAAGUCAUGUUUCACAUAUUAAAGUACUAAAAUAAAUAUAUAUUUUAAGUUCUUGAGUCUCCUAAUAAUUUGUUUGCUUGUUUUGUUGUUGAUCUUAUCUACAUUAUACAUUUCAAUAAGGCGCCCCCUUUUGCCUUUUAUAUGCGACUUAAUUCUGAAUCUGGGAUAUCGAUAACAAACAGCUGGUCCCAUUCCGCUUUAUUUGUAAACAUUUGAAAAACCUGCCGAAUUUCGUAAUUUUUUGAUAUUUUGAUGUCCGAUGAGGCAAAUAUCACUCCUCAAUCCGGUCGGAGACCCCGUCUUGGAUUGGGCAAACGAGGCUGUCAAUCAACGCCCCUACUGCGUAUUAAAAGGGAAGAUUCAGCUGUGCACACACCAAAUGAGAAUUUGGAGACUCCAAGAGCUUUAGCUUUAUCCCUGAGCUCCCGUAGGAUAGGAUUGUCCAAGAACAGAUCGGAAUUAACAAAAAAGAAACUGGAGUUUGCUGCAGUGCAUGACACCAAGGAUGAGGAGCCGAAGGUUACUAAGAAACCAGCCAAAAAGGGCAAAAAGAAAAGGGAUUCUAAAGGAGGUUCCAACGAAAACAAGGGUGUUCAGGACCUGACAGAGAAUAAUAAUCCUCAGAAGAAUGAACUCGAAGAGGAUCCUCAGUGCAGCAAAAUUAUAGAACUUCAGGGGGAUAUAGAAAUCUGGCGUAAGGCUUUUAUAGCCUCUGUGGACGAUUUACUGACGCUGGCGGAGCCUGGACUCUCAAAGAAGGACCUCCUUUACCAGCUGGGCAUUCCCUCCGAAAUGCUACGUUAUCUGGAGGAGGAAUGA